CAGAGUUAAGACUCAGUUUUAGCCAAAAUGUCUAUGAGGUUGAACGACGAUGCUAUGCGUCAGUUCCGGGUGGCCAAGGUGUUCCAGGAGACGGACGAGCACAAGCUCUCCUUGGACUUUUCCGUGGACGGACGACGACUGCUAACCUGCGACCACGCCGCCCUCUCGAUCUUCAACUGCACUCGUCAGGCGGUCCUUUGCCAGGUGCACAUGCACCACUACCUUCCCGAGGUGGCCUGCUUCACCCAGCAGGACACUCGCGUCCUGCACUCCAGCUCAAAGCAUGACUUUUCCAUUCGUUGUCUGGAUCUGGAAGCCCGUAGUUGCGUACGUUUAUUCAGUGGACAUUCAAAGGUUGCACACAGAUUGGUCUCGCAGCCGGGAAACGAUAAUGUGUUCGUUAGCGUCGGACGGGAUGAUCAGGUUUAUGUGUGGGACUUUCGUGCCUCCACGCACAUUUAUCACCUGAAGCAGCUUGUAAGCCCGCUGUGUGCCUUUGAUCCUGCCGGCUUGGUCCUGGCCACCAGUACGGAUACGGAACGGAUCGAGAUACACGAUGUGCGGAUGCUGGGCGAGCAGCCGUGCCAGAAGUUCGUCUAUCAGGUGAACGACAAGGCCAAAUGGACGCAGUUGCAGUUUGCGCCUAAUGGCAAGAGCAUGCUGCUCGGCACGGAUCACUCGUGGUGCUUCAGUGUCUCGGCCUUCGACGGGACCUUCCAGCAGUCCUUCUCGGGCUAUUCGAAUCAGCAGAGGCAGCCGCUGGAUGCCUCCUACACUCCCGAUUCGCAAUUCAUACUUUCCGGAGCUGAUGAGGGCCGGAUUCAUAUUUGGCGGGCUGCCGACGGAUAUCCUGUGGCCGUGCUAAAAGGCAACAAUGUGGGUCCUGUGCGAUGUCUGCGGUUCAAUCCAAAAGCCACCUUGUUUGUGAGCAGCGAUCUGCUGUUAGUCUUCUGGAUGCCCAUGGCCAAUGGAGUGUACGAUUGGGUGGAUCGCUUGAAGCCAGGCGAAACGGUUUCCAUCAAGGACGAAGAGGAUCAGAAGGAGGACCAGCCCAUACAGAUUCACAAGCCCAUUUGCAUGCCCAAGCCAAAAGUGGAUGUGUAUUCGCUGAGGAAGAGGCUAAACUCCAGCAGUUUGGCAGCCAAAAAAAGAGCUUGCUCAGAGUCGGAGGAUCUUGCCAAAACCCAAAAUAAGGAGGACCUUGAGGAUGGUGAAAUAACCGAUGACUAAGAAUUGUACAGAUCUGUCCUUCGAAUAAAUAUAAGGGUUAUCAAUCAA
Drosophila elegans is the source of this 1278-nucleotide messenger RNA. Its product is annotated as WD repeat-containing protein 82. Lineage: Eukaryota; Metazoa; Arthropoda; Insecta; Diptera; Drosophilidae. Gene Ontology annotation, molecular function: protein binding; chromatin binding. Gene Ontology annotation, cellular component: Set1C/COMPASS complex. The coding region runs from base 28 to 1230 and encodes 400 amino acids. The transcript is spliced from 2 exons. The record is from RefSeq and is a predicted model, not a curated record.